UAUGAUUUGCUGCCGUUUGGAGUUUGAGGUCGCGUUUAAACCUUAAACACGUAUAAAUGUACGUUAAUAACGUAGCAACUGACACGCAGUUUACGAACUUUAUCGGGAGUAGAUAGCAGCAGCGGGUGAAUCAGAUAGAGUAAGAAUCUUUACACAGUGUGGGAUCACAGACAACCGUCUUUACAUGUUAAUGGUUCUGCUGACACCGGAAGAGCGAGCUGCCGCUGCUACGAUCUGAGUUUGCCCUUGCUGCAGGAAACUCUAACUUCAGUGAACUUCAUUGAAUCAAAAUCGCCAACAUGGAGGUCGUGGAAAACCUGAAAGAACUGAACAUGACGGCGGAUGAAGUGGAAAAAUUGGGAAAAGCUUUCAAAGACGACAAGUUCAGGGAGAUGCUGCGAGAGUACGCGGAGGAAAUAUCAGACCCGGAGAACAAGAAGAGGUACGAAGAGGAGAUCGCGCUUUUGGAGCAGCAGAGGGGACACAGCAUCGACUUCAUCCACCCGGAACCUUUCAGGGCUCUCCGGACGAGUGUGGACGGCAGUCGGAGGUGUUUCAUCAAUAUCUGCACCAACGAGAAAGUUGGAAAACCCGAAUGUAAGUGUGGUGUGUCGGAGGAUGGCCGUAGGGGGCAGAAUUGGUCCCUGCCCCACAGUCUGCACCCUGGCAGACAGGACACAGACCCCAAAGGGAACCAGAUCACCAUCUAUGAUGUCAUUUUCCACCCGGACACCCUCUACAUAGCAAGCAAAAACAAGAGAUUCAUGGACAUGGUGGACAGCACGGCCAUUCAGGGAAUCCAGAAGGCCUUUAAAGUCACUCUGGACCAAAACAAUGUGCGGCAGUUGAAAACAAAGUACAAGGGCACCCCCCAGCCUUGUGUCAUCCGAAAACCCAUACCUGGAUACAAAGCCGAGGGGCCCUCAGCGGAGCCUGACCUUCUUUCAUUCCCGUUCCCUCAUGAAAAAGUUCCUACCCCAUCCUCACAAACCAAACCCUCAGAGGCACCUGCAUCGAGAAACAGCAGUGAUGCAGAACCUAAAAGUUUCCAGAUCCCGCCUCAACAGAGCAAAGAGCCGACUAGGCCCAACUACACGGUGAAGUAUAGAUCUUUUGUCGAUCUGCAGGACUUCAGGUGUUCCAGAGACUCGGCUCAGAGCCCCAGGCCCAAAGAAAUAGUGGUCAUCAUUGACAUACCUCUGCUGAAGUCCGUCACAGACACCAGCCUUGAGGUGAAGAAGAGGAGUCUGCUGCUGAAUUCCGAGAAGCCGGCGUACAGGCUAGAGCUGCCUCUGGCCUACCCUGUGGACGAGGAAAAAGGAGAAGCCAAGUUUAACAAGCACAGAGGACAGCUGACGGUCACGCUGCCUGUUCUUCCAUCCGAUGAAGUGUUUGAUUUUAAUUUAGGGCCUGCGACAACUGUUGACGACGGUCAGCGAGUAGCUGAUGAAGGGAAGGUGAAGGAAAGUGAGGAGGAGAAAGGGAAGGAGCAGGAGAUGGGGAGUGAGGAAGGGGCUGAUGAGCAAAGAGGUGUUGAGGAGGAGGAGGAAGUAAAGCAGGAAGGGGUAGAUGAAGAGGAAAUGAAGCAGCAGACAAAGGGGGGAGGGGGAGAUUUGGAAGGAGAGGAGCAGAUGAGAGGAGAUCAGGGGGGUGUAGAGGGUGAGGAAAUAAGUGAAGCAGGUGAGGAGGAAAAAUGGAGAACGCAGAAGAGAGAGGGGGAAGAGAGUGAAGAUGUGGGAAGUGGUGUGGAGAAGGAGGCAAAAUGGAUGAAGCAGAACACAAAAGAAGAAAGAGGAGAGGAGGUGAAAGCAGAAGAGCAGAAACAGGAAAAUGUGGAUGAUGAAAAAUCGACUGCUGAACACUCCACAGAGGAGGAAGGAGUAAAUCUAACUUCAGAGAUCCAAGAGGAAACUGAAAAGACAAAGGAAGACCUACAAGAAAAUGUUCAGGUGGAAGCAGAUGUUGCACUUCAGAGUCACACAUCCAGUGAGGAAUUAUCAGCCAUGACAACCACUUCAGGCCACGACAUUGUAGAGGACGUUUCCGAUGGGACUGAAGUGUCUGCAACAGAUAAAGCAAACGAGUCGGGUAUUCUAUGUACGGGAGAGCAGAUCAACAGUGACGACCUGGACGAGGACGACCUGGACACGGAGCAGAUCUUCCAAACCCCAGUGCACAACAAACAGCCAACACCUGUGUUACUGAGAGAGAUUGAUGAAGAUGGAAAGGAAAAGGUAAUCAGUGAUCAUUCCACAUCUGCUGGGUUCAUCCUCCAUAACUCCCUGAUGUAUGAGCUGGACUGAGGACUGACUUUUCUUCUAAUACAGCGGUUUACAAUCUUAGUUCAUCUUAAAACAUUGGUCAAGUUAUUUUCAGUCACUUCAUUAAAGGUCCAGUGUGUAAGAUUUAGGUGAAAAGGAUCUAUUGGCAAAAAUUGAAUAUAAAAUAAUCCUAGUGGUGCUUUCACUGGUGCGUUUAAUCGUAACUGUACAAAUAGUUGUUUUCUUCAGACUGGACAAACUGAACCUUUUGAGUUGUCAUGACAACUGAAGGCUA
Molecule: messenger RNA, 2556 nt
Organism: Paralichthys olivaceus (Japanese flounder)
Lineage: Eukaryota; Metazoa; Chordata; Actinopteri; Pleuronectiformes; Paralichthyidae
Product: protein kintoun
Biological process (GO): cilium-dependent cell motility; axonemal dynein complex assembly; epithelial cilium movement involved in extracellular fluid movement
Cellular component (GO): cytoplasm
Source: RefSeq, a predicted model, not a curated record